Trichoderma aggressivum f. europaeum is the source of this 1803-nucleotide messenger RNA. Its product is annotated as transcriptional regulator family: Fungal Specific TF. Gene Ontology annotation, molecular function: zinc ion binding; DNA binding. The record is from RefSeq and is a predicted model, not a curated record. Bases 1 to 1803 code for a protein of 600 amino acids. NCBI's taxonomy places the organism in Eukaryota, Fungi, Ascomycota, Sordariomycetes, Hypocreales, Hypocreaceae. Gene Ontology annotation, biological process: DNA-templated transcription. The transcript has 3 exons.
AUGGCAGAUAUGGCUUCUCGCAUCUCAAGCCUAGAGAAAUCUCUCGCCAAAGCCAACGGUAGGGAUUCAUCAGCUUUGGGGAUAAGUGUUUCCAAAAACUCAAGCAGCUCGUCUUCAGCGCAACCAGUACGGCUUAGAGACGAUGAUGUACUUGUUGAAAAGGGAUCUUCAAGCCAAUACUUCAACGAAGUUAUGCUAUCCAGAGUGAUAGAAGAGGAGCGAGAUAUAGAAUCCGUCCUUUCAACUUCGCACACAGGAACGCCACAUCAGCCCGCUACCUCACCAUUCAACCCUGCAGGAAUACUCUCAUCCGUGUCUCUCUUGCAGGAACCGCACACCUUUCAUCCUACCCAGCCUUUGGCUGUGAGACUGUGGAACAACUACGUAGAAAAUGUGGAUGGCUAUUCUGGGUUGAUCAAACUUCUUCACCUUCCCACUGACAGAGUGAAGGUGUAUUCAGUCAUUCACGAUCCAGCAAGCGCAUCUUUUCAUGAUCUUGCUUUUUGCUUUGCCAUUUACUUCGCAUCUGCAGUCUCUUUCGAAGACGUUGAGGCCCGGUUAUUCCUAGGUCAGGAUAAGAAUGAAGCUCUGAAUACUUUUAAAACUGGCCUGGAACAAGCAUUUGCGCAUGGCGACUUUUUGGAUCGCCCAACACUGACAGGACUUCUGGCUUUAGUUAUAUAUCUGUCUGGUCUUCGCGUCCACAACCGCGGCAAGGGGAUCUGGAUUCUAAACGGUCUCACAAUACGCAUAGCCCAAUCUCUAGGCCUACAUCGAGAUGGGCUACGACUAGGGCUUCCUCCUUUCCAGUCCGAAAUGCGUCGUCGACUAUGGUGGCACCUACUUAGCCGCGAUAGCCGCUCAGGAGAAGAUUAUGGCCUCGAGAACACAAGUGGGCAGUUGUUGGGUUCAAAUGUAAGCUUGCCGCUCAAUGUUGACGAUGCGGAUCUCUCUCCAGAUAUGAAGGAGCUUCCCGAGUCCAAAAAUAGCUGGACAGCCAUGACAUUCUCCCUCAUAAACAUCGAACUUGCAAAGUCCAUCCACAAGCUAGCCGAUAUUGCCGCAACUUCGUCUCUUUCGUCCCCUCCGACCGAGGAUACAAGAAUAAAAGUCAUUGACGAUUUGAGUGCACGCAUUGAGGGGUAUUUGCAGAACUGCAAUCCCGUGAUACCACAACACCGCAUGACGUUACUCUGCUCUCGAUUCCUCGUCCGAAAACUCAACUUUACUACGAGACUGCAAUGGUCAUUUCUACGGCGCACUAUGAAGAGUGACGAAUUUGCAACAGAAGAGAAUCUUGUGGAAGCGUUGGAGCUCUUGGAACCAAGAUUAUUUAAUGAUGAUGGUUUACUAAAGCAAUUCUCUUGGGCAAGGAGGGCUUAUCCACAAUAUCACAUCACCAUGUACGUCUUAUGGCAUCUCUGUGUUAAACCCGAAGGCUCGAGCGUGGAUAGAGCAUGGAAGGCUUUGGAUAUCCACUUCUCCGAAGUACUUUGUGACAAGUCUACCAUCGGGUUCGGAUCCAAAUCAGCAGUUCUCACCGCUCUCAGAGCCAAGGCUCUUUCAAUAAGGGCGAAGCAUCGAGGGACAACCCCGAGAGAAAAUAGAGCAAGUACUGAAGGCAGCUCUGCUCUUAGCCUACGGGAGGACGCUUCGGAGAAUAAUGGCCUGCCUUCGUUCCUCUUUGGAAACAUUGUGGGUGCUGACAGACUUGAGUUUGACAUUGAUAAAGGGGAAUGGCUAGACUGGACAGUCUUAGCAAGGGGACCACAGCAUGAUAGUCCAGACGAAUCUUUUCAGUGA